CCAGAGGGAAUCGGCUGCAGGACAUCAACAACACUGACCCGUGUAACGCACAGCUUCCUACAUGGUGAUCGGCGGGGCUCUCCAGUAACCACCACGUAUUCUUGUUGCAAACAUCUCCGGCACAAAAUCUGACAUGAAGCUGUGCUCCGCUCUUCUGCUUUGCCUGGCAGCAGCUCUGUCAUCUGCCUUUGUGAUUUCACCUCCACACAUGUGGACCAAACUGAUCCUGACCCACCACUGGCCGAACACAUUCUGUAGUAUGGAGAAGCCGGUGUGUCAUCCAAACAUUAGUUUCUGGACACUACAUGGACUUUGGCCAAACAAAGGGAUCGCCUGCAAUUCAUCGUGGCAUUUCAACUCUUCUCUGAUAGAGGACCUGCUUCCAGACAUGAAGAAGAGCUGGCCGGACUUGCUUAACCCCUCGUCUUCUUCAUUCUGGAAGUAUGAGUGGUACAAACAUGGCACAUGUGCAGCCAAAGCAGAUUCUCUGAAUAGUCAACAUAAAUACUUCGGCAAGGCACUGGAACUAUACCACAAGUUGGAUUUGGACAGCGUCCUGAAGAAGUUUGACAUCAUCCCAUCAGAAACAUACUACAAACUUUCCCAAGUGGAAGGAGCCAUAGAGAACUUCUACGGCGUCAAACCUAAAAUCCAAUGUGUCCAUCCAUCAAAAAACGCUGAUUUCCAGAUUUUGGGGCAGAUUGAAAUCUGUUUCGACAUCGACUUCACCCUCAUGGACUGUGAGAAAUAUGUAACCACGCAGAAGAUAUCUAAGGGAGACUGGGGCAGUGUCAUUGCUGUUGAUAAGGCAUCUGGGUUCAUUGUGUGUGACCAUGAUGUCCCAGUUUACUACCCACUACUUCCAUAGAACACAUGUAUGUGCCGACUGGAACGUAACAGCUCCCUACAAAGACAUAAAAACUAAAACUGCACAGUGAUUAAGCAUGUGCACACACACUGAGGUAACCAUAAUUAGAUUGUCCCCAGGCUUAACACUGAACAUCAUAGCUUUAACGAGGAAUGUAAAAGAUACCCCCACAGAAUCAGUGCAGUCAAGAAACAUUGAGAAAAUUCCAGCUGUUACAGGUCUCCUUGAAGUGCAUCGCCCUUUUCAUAUCCUACAAAGACCAGGUCACACACUGCACUCCUACGUGGUGCUUUAAUGGAAUUAUGUCCCACACUGACCUUUGCUAGUACAUGAAUCUGAGUGCACGUUUUUCGUCCAUUGCUCAAAAGUGGUUGAGUUCAGGUCAGGCAGGUGGGCAGAUGGACAGUUCAUGAAGUGUAUCUUGUUGGAAAAUAACCCGAACCCAUUUACUGGUGAUUCCUACUUCAUAUUAUUGGCUGUGUAGAACUGUGGAAGUUGCAUAUCUUGUAACAUCUGGCCAUAUUUAAUAUCACUUAUUUGUGCUUAUGUGCCAUCAAUUAAGUGCAAUCUAUUUUAUUUUGCGGGGCUGAUUGGAUUUUAAGUUUCAUCAUAAUGAUUAUAUUCAUCCAAUACAUCAAAAUAGUUGGUGUUCUCUUUUUUUAAAUCACUUUACAAAUCAUGUUGGGUAAUAUACAUAUUUUGUAAGGGUGUUUUGGGCAAUAGCCAUUUUAAACAAACACUGCUGCUUUGCAAUAACAUCCACAGCUUUCAGGCAUUAUGAACUGGUGUGAGUUAUCAUUAACUACCUUCUUAUGAUUAUGUAUGUAGAAGUACAUCGGCCAUUACCGAGUGCUGUUGUGCUGGAGGUCUGGUUCGGUCCAUCCAUGUUGAUGAUACAUGACUGUUGGUCACAUUUAUGAAUUUAAAACCAUUGAAUGUAUAGACUAGAUUUUAAAUGUAGUAUAUGGUGUAAUGAAUAAAUGCUACAUCGUUCAGUUUUAGUAUUCAAAUCCAAAUACCCAAGUACUUUGCCAGUAAAACCUCACGACCCACACUAAACACAAUACUGUGCAAAAGAUGUCACAGAAGUUUGUUUAUGCACCAUUUCUGUUACAUGCUCUGUACAGAUAGAAUACUAAAAUUAUCGAGUGAACACUAUUUAAUCCCAUCUGAUUUGUACAAUUACUUGUUUCUAUUGAUGCUGUUUGAUAAAUGCUGUUUUUGUGCAUAGAUAAAUACAUUUCCUGUAAACUGAAAGGUGUAAUUGUAAUUACAGCUGCAGUGGGCAAAUGCUGUGGCAUGAAAUUACUCAAAUUGACAUUUGGUCCGUCAAUAAAUUAAAUGUCAAUGAAUUAAAUGUCAAUAAAACAUUGGAUAUCAAGUCAA
Messenger RNA from Pseudoliparis swirei, 2254 nucleotides. RefSeq names its product ribonuclease T2 (gene rnaset2). Gene Ontology annotation, cellular component: extracellular region. The transcript is spliced from 10 exons. The coding region runs from base 134 to 868 and encodes 244 amino acids. The record is from RefSeq and is a predicted model, not a curated record. Gene Ontology annotation, biological process: RNA catabolic process. NCBI's taxonomy places the organism in Eukaryota, Metazoa, Chordata, Actinopteri, Perciformes, Liparidae. Gene Ontology annotation, molecular function: RNA binding; ribonuclease T2 activity.